Paracoccidioides brasiliensis Pb18 is the source of this 1677-nucleotide messenger RNA. RefSeq lists its product as uncharacterized. Gene Ontology annotation, cellular component: extrinsic component of intraperoxisomal membrane. The coding region runs from base 1 to 1677 and encodes 558 amino acids. Gene Ontology annotation, biological process: peroxisome inheritance. The record is from RefSeq and is a predicted model, not a curated record. The transcript has a single exon.
AUGGAUCCAACACGGCCUCUCCAGCACGCCAACGCCCUCCCGCACAAACUGCGACCCAGCCUGGGACCCUCAGACGCACCAAACCCCAUCCCCCCCGCGUCAACUGAAGUCCACUUCCACCACCGCUGUGCCAAAAUCGUCAAAUUCGAACUCCCCCAGUCCGCCCACAUCCCCCCUCCCACCGACAUCUCCUCGGAGCUUGACUACGUAGUCGACGCCAUAGAGACCCUCCCAUGGCGCCUCUCUACAGAGCGAAUAGUAGCCCUCGGCCAUAUGAAAAUAGAACACGUCCCGGGCUCAACCAUAUUCCUCAAAUCCGGCAGCGUGGUGCAGACGCUCAUGAAGAACUGCCAAUGCUGGUGCGUGGAUGGGAAUUCCAUCUUCGUCAUCCGCAUAAGACGGCUCACAUAUUACCGCAUCGAACUUCCCUAUGAGACGGAGCGGGAUAAGGAGCAGGUGGAGGCGCUGAAGAAGGUGCUCUCGACAAUUAUUAGGUAUGAGGUUACUCCGUGUCCGUUCAAGCGUGGGUUUUCGGUCGAGCUGCCUGAGGAGUCGAAGACGCCGCGGAAGAAGAAGGCGUGGCGGCCGAAACUGGAGCACGGCUUUGAAGCGCGGAAACUUAGCUUUGGAGAGGCGAAUUCGGAGAGCCUGGGGUGCGGGCGGAGUGAUGCGGAGAGCACCCGCACGGGGAACACUGAGGAGGGUGAUAUGACUGAUUGCAGCGAAAGAACCCCCAAAGCACGUCGCUGUGUAUCUCUACCCCAUCAUGAUGGGCGGUCACCCCCUCUACCCAUGCGUUCCCAGGCGGUCCGGAACGUCACGGAGCCCACGUACGCCUUCGACUCGCUCAUGGCUACCUUCCAAGCUCUGCCCGAGAGCGAAUGCGAAAGCGACAUGGAAAUGCAAAUGGAAAACGACCAUCUAUCGUCAAGCGUCGAUUCAUUCCACUCCUUCCAAUCUUCUCGCUCCCCGCUCCUCCCCCCCUCGCCUCCAUACUCCAAUACUCCCUCCCCUCCAGACUCUCACCCCUUCAUCACCGCAGAGAAGCUACACACCCCGCCCCAACGCUCUCAUAACGGCGGAUCGUCCCGGGAAACCACCAUCUUCGAAUUCCCAGCGCCCAGGCAACCCGAUCCAGAGACAGAAUCUCGCCCCAAAACCCCGCCUGCACCACCCACACAUCCAACCCCAUCCCCUCUCCCCCCUGCCUCACCCAAAGAAAUACAUACACCCCCAUCCCCAUCCCCACUACCGUCAAACCCCCGCCACCGCACCCACGACUCCCGGAUGCGCGACCUCUCCCCCCUCCCCCCCCGCUCAACGCUCUCUCUCUACCAGCCCUCGCCCAUCAACAAACUAACAACAACCAUCCUCCGCAAAACCUGCUCGCUCGUCAUAAGCACGCCCAUCCAAGUUCUCGCUGUGCUGCUGCAUAUCGCUGCGAGAUUGGCGAAGAGGGAUGGGUUGCGGCUCGAGCUGAGGAAGGGUUGCAAGUCUGUUGUCGAGGACGACGAGGAUGAAGACGAGGAUGACGAUAGAGGGGAUGUGUGGAGCGAGGAUGAUUUCGGGAUCCCGAUAUCGGUACCAGCUUCUGCGUCGAGGAGAUGGAGGGAGGAGAAGGAGAAGGAAGGGGAGGGUGGGGGCUGGUGUGACAGGUGGAGUGAGGAGCUGGAUUGA